GUAGGCUCUAGUGGAUCCUUCGCGAACUUGAUGUGUUUGUGGGGGAAACAGCGAGCGGAGCUACCGUGGAGCAGCGUGUGGAGUAAAACUAAAUGGAAGCUGCGCGUUAACUUUGCCCUCUCAUCGCGGCGCAGACACGGGGAGGGUUGCUUCGGAAACGCUGUCAUCUUGUCCGUUCUGCUGCCGGAAGAGAUCCACCGGGGUUCAGCCUGACAGCCGCCGGGCCUCGUCGCCGCGGCCCAGCAGGACUCAAGUGAAGUUGUGAGCGGACUGACAAACUUCUGCUUCCUCCAGCGACCUCUCCCCGCAGGGCCCGGGGCUCCCGUCACCGGCCCUGUGGGUGAGGGAGUGAGCACGGAUCGCAUCGCGCCUAGGAGAAAGGAAUCCCUUUGAUGGGAGAAUCCUCUUUCCUGGCCUCCUGGGUUAAUCGCCGUGCCAUGAUGAUGGAUGAGCAGGAGGCGCUGAACUCAAUCAUGCAGGACUUGGCCGAACUGCACCGCUCUAGCCGUCCUGCCAUGUUCCUGGCGGACCUGGGCAAACCCAAAGCCUCCUCGCCCAAGAACCAGAACGACGUCAGAGUGAAGUUCGAGUUCAAAGGGGAGAAGAGGAUUCUGCAGUUUCCUCGCCCUGUCAAGCUGGACGACCUGAGGUCGAAAGCUAAAGUGGCUUUCGGUCAAAUGAUGGACCUUCACUACACCAAUAAUGAGCUGGUGAUUCCACUGACGACUCAGGAUGACCUGGACAAGGCCGUGGAGCUGCUGGAUCGCAGCGUUCACAUGAAGAGCCUGAAGAUCCUCCUGGUGCUGCAGAUGUCCUCUCAGAACUCUUCCUCUAACAUGGACCUCUUGCAGUCACAUGAGGAGCUGGACAAUACAGGAAUCAGAGCGGCUGACAAGAAGAGUAUGCUGGCGUUAAUAGGCUCCCAUUCGACAGACCGCAGCUCUCCUCCUCCAGGAUACAUUCCCGACGCUCUCCAGCAGGUGGCGAGAAACGGCUCCUUCACCAGCAUCAACAGCGAGGGAGAGUUUAUUCCUGAGAGCAUGGAUCAGAUGUUGGACCCACUGUCCAUGAGCAGUCCAGAGAACUCAGCAUCUGGAAGUUGUCCCUCUUUAGACAGCCCCCUGGACAGCGACUACCCAAAGUCCAGGAUGCCCAGAGCACAGAGCUAUCCAGACAACCACCAGGACUUUCCAGAGUACGACAUCCCAGUGUUUGAGAAAUCGGGGAAAGGGGGAACAUAUCCUCGGCGAUAUGGCAUCCCGUUUGGUCUUCAAGACUACAGUGAUGGGAGGAAGACCUUCCCCCGGGCUCGGCGAACACAGGUUCAUGGCUUCCGCUCGCCUGUCAGCUUCAGUCCAACCGAGCAGUCGCCCAGCACCAGCAGCGGCAGCAGCGUCUUCACACCUGACCUGGAAGAGGUCCCGGGACCCACCAGAAGGCCACGGAGGGGCAGCGACAUUGAGCCUAACCCCAAUCUCUCGACUGCUCCCACCCUCUCUGUCAUGGACAUCAGUCCACCAAGCCGCUCCCCACGUGCUCCAACCAACUGGAGGCUAGGAAAGCUCCUGGGUCAGGGUGCCUUCGGACGGGUUUUCCUCUGUUAUGAUGCAGAUACCGGACGGGAAUUGGCAGUCAAACAGGUCCAAUUUGACCCGGAGAGUCCGGAGACCAGCAAGGAAGUGAGCGCGUUGGAGUGUGAAAUCCAGCUACUUAAGAACUUGUGCCAUGAGCGGAUUGUCCAGUACUACGGAUGUCUGCGAGACACGAUGGAGCGAACUCUCUCCAUUUUCAUGGAAUACAUGCCUGGCGGCUCCAUUAAGGACCAGUUGAAGUCGUACGGAGCACUGACGGAAAAUGUGACCCGCCGCUACACCCGGCAGAUCCUGGAAGGCGUUUCUUACCUGCACAGCAACAUGAUCGUCCACAGGGACAUCAAAGGAGCAAAUAUCCUUCGUGACUCUGUGGGUAACGUGAAGCUGGGAGACUUCGGGGCCAGCCGGCGGCUACAGACCAUAUGUCUGUCAGGAACAGGCAUCAAGUCAGUGACAGGCACCCCCUACUGGAUGAGCCCGGAAGUGAUCAGUGGAGAGGGCUACGGCAGGAAGGCUGACAUCUGGAGUGUUGGCUGCACCGUCGUGGAGAUGCUGACCCAACGACCCCCAUGGGCAGAGUUUGAGGCCAUGGCAGCCAUCUUUAAGAUUGCCACCCAGCCGACAAACCCGGUUCUCCCUGUCCACGUGUCGGACCACUGCCGAGAGUUUCUCAAACGGAUCUUUGUAGAGACCAAGCAGCGCCCGUCUGCUGAUGAGCUAUUGAGGCACAUCUUUGUACAUUAACCCAACCCCCUGAACCUUUAAUCCCCCGCCCACAUGCCGAACUGCCAGAUACGGCCUUACCUGAUGGGGUGUCCCUACCUCUGACCCCAUUCCCUCCACCUCCAAGCUGAAACCACAUUGGACCAGGAAGAACCGGCUGGAAGCAGGUGGGGUGCGUAGGCGGAGGGUGGUACCUACCUGAUCCUCCUGUCUCUGUUUGUAUGAGACUGCCAUUGAGGACAUGAAUUUUUAUUUUAUUUUUCUCUGCAAGUUGCACCUUAAUUUGUCAAAAGUGGAGGCUUUGAGCACUUCCUCCUGAAGAGAUGAAAAACAAAUAUUUGAAAAAAAUGUCUUCUUUUUUAUGUUUUUACGGUAACUCUCUUUUGGAGUGGGAUAGUGUCGGUGUUGUGGACCUACAGGAGGCGAUGCCUGACGUUCGAGUGGCUCUGCUCCCCCAUCUCGCUGACCUGACCCCAGAAUGUAGUCUCCUGCCAAAACCUGGAGGGAUGGUGAUGACCUGGGCCCGCUGCUAUAGACGAAACUAAACCCCUGAUUGCGGAGAACACUCCCCUUAACGGUUUCCACUCACUUUCCGGUCUGAUCUGCUCUCUCAGAUGAAAUGUUUUAUCUCUGCUUUAUUGUCUGCAAACUACCUUCCCUCUACCCUUCCCCGCCCCGUCUUCGUUCUUUGCCGUGUGCCUUUUCUGUUUUUAAACGCAGUGUAGGAGUGUCUUGAGUUUUUGGAUAAUCUCAUCUGUUCUUAGUCGCUAUAUUUCUGGAUAAAUUGCCUUGGCACUGUUAGCACAAAUCUAGCUGAUCUCAGUUCAGCCGUAAUAUCUGUUUUCGCCUUUUUCUGUAACAGAUUCCUGGUAAUGAGACAGGAUUUAUUUUGCCUCCUAACCAAAUACCCUUCAGACAUUUUCGAAAAAAACAUGCCUGAUGAACUUCUAGGUUUCACAAACCAACUCGUCCUAGGAUACUAGCACUUCUGCUUCAGUUGUUAAAGACAGGAACAGUAUCCAGAUUUUUCUCCUGAAAUGUUUUCUCUUCUGCUUCUCGAAGUAUUCAUUGGUUGAACUCAGGGCAGAAUUAGAAUUUUGGACAACCUUAACAUUUAAUUAAAUAAAUCUGGGCUCUAGGAAAGUUUGUUAGGCUUAUCAAGUAAUCGAUCAUUUGAGAAAGUAACAGUCGCAUUAAUAAAAAGCGAUUUCUGCGGGAAAAGUAAGCAGCUUAACCCAAAAGUGUGACCUUUUGGUGGAGAAAAUGUAGUUUGAAAUGGACCCAAGACAAGCGGUACUUUUUGUGAAAUAUCUGUGGUCAUGCUAUUACAGACCACUGAAACAAGGGGAGCAUUUGUGGAGUGUUAAUGUUGUGUUUCAAGGCAAAUAGCUUGCAGUUGAUAAGCCAGAGUUUCUGGCUGUAUGACGCUGUCUCGCUGGAUUUAUCGCUCAAGAGAAAUCAAGUGUACGACAUGAAGCACGGACAAUUCUCGCUGUCUCACAGGCUGCUUGACAUUUCACCAACAGGUACAUUUACAGUUGAAAUGUCUCUUUAUGCUCCACUGUUGCAAUCGGUACCUUUUAGCACUCUACGGCCAAGGAGUCACUGUGCCAUAUCAGAGCAUCCUCAUUGUAUUGUGUUUUGUAUAUUUUAUUUUUUGGCCUUAAACAUGCACUCCCAUAGAAGAGAUUCCCGCUCGAAGCGUUCCUGUGCAACAGUUAGCGCCAUGCUCUUAUGUUGUCGCUGAAUCAACGUGUCAAAGUCUCGCUGUAGCCAAACCACAAACACUCCGUUCAACAUGUGUCCUGCUCAGUUUCCCCUCGGGCUGAGCUCCUGUAAAAUCUGUCUGCUUAGUUAUGAUGGAGCACAACUAUGCACCAGUAAACCGUAAAGUCUCUGAUCACACGGCGUCUGCGGGAUUAAAUCUGUUUUCCAGAACCAGUAACUUGUCGGCAGCUCUGUCCUGCAACUGCUCCAAUGCCAGUUGCAUCAAAUGUCCCACCUCUUGCUCCACAAUAACGUUAAAGACUCAGUUUAAGAGGAUUUAUUCAGCUCACAUUUGUCUUCAUUUGGGUAUUCAUGCAAAAUUAGCUGGCUCUGGUUGCUGGAUAUUCCAGUAACUUCAUUGACUUCCUUUAUUCUUUUAAGACAAAUGUAAGCUGGUAACAUAACGAACCUCCUUAACCUCCCACGUGCACUCUGCAACUUCUUUAUUUCUCCAAAAUCUCUGGAGACCUAAGGACAUGAAUCAGUCGGACAUUCCUGUCCAUUUUUCAUUUCCUGCUUGCAUUAGGAGAUGUUGUGAUUUCCUGCAGUGUUACUAAAGAGCCAUAUUUUACUGAUAACACCAGGCAGAUUGGAACCUCACAGUUACUAACCAGGAAACACACUCGACCUCUCUCACAGGACUUUCCCCUGAAGGUGCUUGUACUCUUUUUGUUGCUCUGUGGUACUUUUUCUGCUGCAUGACCGGCCUAUUGAUUUCUUUUUUUCUUUUUUUUAUGUCCAUAAAUCUGAAACGGACUCCUCCUUCACUCAUAUGCAUUAUCAAAACGGUACCAAAACAAGCCCCAGAAAAAAGAAAACUCACUUUUCAAGAAUCAGAGUUUGAGGCAGCGUACCGUUAAAACUGUCAGGUACGGGGGAAGAUUUGUAAAUGCCGCCAGCACUGGUUAACCUUGAGACGCACUACCAUUAUGCACUUAUCGAUUAUUCACUGAUGCUUUUACUCGAUUCCUCGUCGGCUGUUGCUCGUGCAGCUCGGUUCAGCGACCUUUUUUUCUUUUGCACAUUUUAAAGACUAUUUUUUUAUUUUUACACAAGUGUGAAUGCGAGCGUGUGUGUCUGCGUGUCAAUGGUUCAGUUUGCGUUGACUUGUACAUGAAUGUAUUGUCUCCUCUUACCGUCAGAUGGCCUCGUUCACCACAGUGAAUUAACUCUUUGGUAUCAGUAUUUGUCACCUGCAAACACCAAGAUAAACCUGUAGUUCUCUCUUUAGUGUCUAAAGCCACUGCUGCCACUCCUCUCUCUCUCUCUCUGUCUCUCUCUGUGUGUGUGUGUGUGUGUGUGUGUGUGUGUGUGUGUGUGUGUGUGUGUGUGUGU
Molecule: messenger RNA, 5417 nt
Organism: Paralichthys olivaceus (Japanese flounder)
Lineage: Eukaryota; Metazoa; Chordata; Actinopteri; Pleuronectiformes; Paralichthyidae
Gene: map3k2
Product: mitogen-activated protein kinase kinase kinase 2
Biological process (GO): protein phosphorylation
Molecular function (GO): protein kinase activity; protein binding; ATP binding
Source: RefSeq, a predicted model, not a curated record